AUGACCUCGGACCUGCUCGUGCCGGAGACCCGGGUCCUUGCGAUAGCAAGUCAUGUGGUGUAUGGCUAUGUCGGCAACUCAAUGGCCACCUUUGUGAUGCAAUCCUUGGGAUGCGAAGUCGCUGCCGUGCAUACUGUCCACUUCAGCAAUCACACUGGUUAUAGACAAUUCAAGGGCACAAGAUCAACUGCUCAAGAGAUCGAGGAUCUUUACCAUGGCCUCAAGCAGAGCUACCUCACUGAUUUCGACGUCAUGCUAUCGGGGUACGCUCCCAGCGCCGCCGCGGUCGAAGCAGUGGGGGCCAUCGGCAUGGACCUACAAAAGAAAGCAGAGGGCAAGCCUGGCUCUUUUUUUUGGGUUCUCGACCCGGUCAUGGGCGACCAGGGACGACUGUAUGUGAACGACGACGUGGUCCCUGCAUAUAAGAAAAUCAUGCAUCACGCUGAUCUGAUCCUUCCCAAUCAAUUCGAAGCGGAAACUCUUUCCGGGAUCAAAAUCACAUCUCUCAGCAGCCUCGCGGAAGCCGUGACGGCCAUCCACAAGAUAUACUCUGUGCCACAUGUGAUCAUAACUUCUGUCCAACUUGCCAAACUCGUCUCUGCCAACCCUAGCUCAACGGAAGACGGGCCCUCGACCCUCACGGUCAUCGGAUCAACAAUCCGCUCGGACGGCUCCCCGCGUCUCUUCCACAUCGACGUCCCAGCCCUGGACUGCUUCUUCAGCGGCACAGGCGACAUGUUCGCCGCCACGAUGGUCGCGCGGUUACGCGAGGCCGUCGCCGCAGCCGGGCCAGCCCUAUGCUCCACCAAGUCCUGGGUCUCCCCGGACGAUGUGCCCGCCACGGCGCUGCCCCUCGCUCAAGCCACGGCAAAAGUCCUAGCAAGUAUGCACACCGUGCUGGAGAAGACGCUUGAGGCGCGUGAUGCAGAGAUGCGCUCUUCUUCUCCUUCUUCUUCUUCUUCUUCUUCCGACGAGGAGCAGAAGCGCGCAUACCUUCUUCUCACCAAGGCGUCGGAGGUCCGUCUAGUGCGCAACGUGCAAUACCUGCGGGAUCCGAUUGUGCAGUUUGAGGUGCAGGAGUGGAGGGAGUGA
This is a messenger RNA of Penicilliopsis zonata CBS 506.65, 1092 nucleotides long. RefSeq lists its product as hypothetical. Gene Ontology annotation, biological process: pyridoxal 5'-phosphate salvage. Lineage: Eukaryota; Fungi; Ascomycota; Eurotiomycetes; Eurotiales; Aspergillaceae. Gene Ontology annotation, cellular component: cytosol. Bases 1 to 1092 code for a protein of 363 amino acids. Gene Ontology annotation, molecular function: pyridoxal kinase activity. The record is from RefSeq and is a predicted model, not a curated record. The transcript has 6 exons.